This is a messenger RNA of Acomys russatus (golden spiny mouse), 2096 nucleotides long. RefSeq names its product MGAT4 family member C (gene Mgat4c). Lineage: Eukaryota; Metazoa; Chordata; Mammalia; Rodentia; Muridae. Gene Ontology annotation, biological process: protein N-linked glycosylation. Gene Ontology annotation, molecular function: acetylglucosaminyltransferase activity. The transcript is spliced from 6 exons. The record is from RefSeq and is a predicted model, not a curated record. Bases 480 to 1916 code for a protein of 478 amino acids.
CAGACUGCAGAUGAGAGAGUCUGGAGCAGAGACAGUUUUAACUUAGCCAUUCCUAAUUUAUCUCAAGCGUUUUCAAUUCAUCUUCACUGCUCUGUGCACACAGGAACACCAGAUUGCCAUCCCUGGGGAACAGAAUGCAACCGGGGAUCUAGAGAGCUGUCACAUUCCAAGAAAUAUUUAAAUUGUGCUGGUUUUCUUCUGGAGAGCUGAGCCCAGGGAGUGAAACUCUCCAUCCAGUCGUAGGUUUGCGGGCAAUAGAUCAGAGGAUAUUGCCAGGUUCCUAAUGGAUUAUUGUUAUCGGGCAGGUUUUCUCUGAAGGGAUUGGAAAUCAGCCAGAUCAGUUGCGGGCACAAGGCCGCUUUGGAUCUGUCCUUUCAAACUGCAACUCGACAGAAUGCUACAGCAAGGUUGAGUAUUACUCCAUUCUGGGUGACAGCUUAUACAGGACAGAUUAUGACAGCUUCUUCCUUAAGGAGAAGAUGCUUAAAUUUCAUCAAAUGAAGUAUAUUUUUCAAAUACUGGAUAAAAUGAGAUGCUUGCGAAAACGUUCUACAGUAUCAUUCUUGGGAGUUCUUGUCGUUUUCCUUCUAUUCAUGAACUUGUACAUUGAAGACAGCUAUGUUCUUGAAGGUGACAAGCAACUCAUAAGGGAAACAUCCACCCAUCAACUUAAUUCUGAACGUUAUGUUCAUACCUUCAAGGAUCUAUCUAACUUCUCAGGAACCAUAAAUGUCACCUAUCGCUACCUAGCCACCACACCUUUACAGAGAAAGCGAUAUCUCACAAUUGGACUUUCAUCAGUGAAACGAAAGAAAGGAAAUUACUUACUUGAGACAAUCAAGUCCAUUUUUGAACAGUCCAGCUAUGAAGAGCUAAAGGAAAUUUCAGUAGUAGUGCACCUAGCAGACUUUAAUUCAUCCUGGCGUGAUGCCAUGGUCCAAGAGAUUACACAGAAAUUUGCCCAUCAUAUUAUUGCGGGAAGAUUAAUGGUUAUUCACGCUCCUGAGCAAUAUUAUCCAGUUCUGGAUGGUCUGAAAAGAAAUUACAAUGACCCAGAGGAUAGGGUCAGAUUCCGCUCCAAGCAAAAUGUCGAUUAUGCCUUUCUGCUGAAUUUCUGUGCCAAUACUUCUGACUAUUAUGUAAUGCUUGAAGACGAUGUUCGGUGUUCUAGAAAUUUUUUAACUGCCAUUAAGAAAGUCAUUGCGUCCUUAGAAGGAACAUACUGGGUAACUCUUGAAUUCUCCAAACUUGGCUACAUUGGUAAACUCUAUCAUUCACAUGAUCUCCCACGUCUGGCUCACUUUUUAUUAAUGUUUUAUCAAGAAAUGCCUUGUGAUUGGCUUUUGACACAUUUCAGAGGGCUGCUGGCUCAGAAAAAUGUGAUCCGAUUUAAACCAUCUCUCUUUCAGCACAUGGGCUACUAUUCAUCCUAUAAAGGAACUGAAAAUAAACUGAAGGAUGAUGACUUUGAAGAGGAGUCAUUUGACAUCCCUGAUAAUCCCCCAGCAAGUUUCUACACCAACAUGAACGUCUUUGAGAACUACGAAGCAAGCAAGGCCUACAGUAGUGUUGAUGAGUACUUUUGGGGCAAGUCACCAUCAGCAGGAGAUACCUUUGUUAUUGUAUUUGAAAACCCAAUUACAAUUAAAAAAAUUAAAGUGAAUACUGGAACAGAAGAUAGGCAGAAUGACAUUUUGCAUCAUGGAGCUCUGGACGUAGGAGAAAAACUUAUAUUUAGCAAACAAAUCAGACAAUGUAAUACUUACUUAAGACUAGGGGAAUUCAAAAAUGGAAACUUUGAAAUGUCAGACGUAAACCAGAAAAUUCCAUUUGACAUACACUGCAUGAGGAUAUGUGUCACCAAAACACAAAAAGAAUGGCUGAUAAUUAGGAGUAUCAGCAUUUGGACUUCCUAGUCGAAUAAAUAAGUACACCAAGUUUCUGAGCAGGUCUUCCUGUUUCAGCUUUUGCUAACUUUCCCUUUUGCUACUUCCGUCUUUUGGAGGGCAACAAUUGAUGUGAUGUGCCACAAGAAAAACAAAUUGUCUCAGCAGUUUUGAUUGUAGUUUUACUAAACACACCUUUGUAUUCUUUAU